AUGGCUGCAGCGCCUCCCAGCUGCUGUUUGGUGGCCUUCCCGCCUCGUGCUAAGGACGGCCUGGUGGUGUUUGGGAAAAACUCAGCUCGGCCCAGGGAUGAAGUGCAAGAGGUGGUGUACUUCCCGGCUGCCGAUCACGAACCCGAGAGCAAGGUGGAGUGUACUUACAUUUCCAUCGACCAAGUUCCCAGGACCAAUGCCAUUGUGAUAAGCAGACCUGCCUGGCUUUGGGGGGCAGAAAUGGGAGCCAAUGACCAUGGAGUGUGCAUAGCCAACGAAGCGGUCAAUGCCAGGGAACCGGCCGCCGAGACGGAAGCCUUGCUGGGGAUGGAUCUGGUCAGGCUUGGUUUAGAAAGAGGGUCAACAGCCAAGGAAGCCCUAGAUGUCAUCGUCGCCUUGUUGGAAGAACACGGGCAAGGUGGGAAUUAUUACGAAGAUGCAGGCUCCUGCCACAGCUUCCAGAGUGCUUAUCUGAUUGUGGAUCGUGAGGAGGCCUGGGUGCUCGAGACCGUAGGGAAGUACUGGGCUGCUGAGAAAGUCACAGAGGGCGUCAGGUGCAUCUGCAAUCAGCUCUCACUCACCACCAAGAUUGAUGCAGAGCAUCCUGAGCUCAGGAGUUAUGCUCAGAGUCAAGGCUGGUGGACAGGAGAGGACGAGUUCAAUUUCUCUGAAGUUUUUUCUCCAGCUGAUGACCAUCUACACUGCUGUGCAGGCAAAGACAGCUUAGAAAAGCAAGAAGAAAGCAUCACGGUGCAGACUAUGAUUGACAUCUUACGGGACAAAGCCAGCGGCGUCUGCAUAGACUCCGAGUCGUUCCUGACCACAGCCAGCGUGGUGUCUGUCCUGCCCCAGAGCAGAGGUUCACCGUGCAUCCACUACUUCACCGGGACCCCAGAUCCCUCCAGGUCCAUCUUCAAGCCUUUCAUCUUCGUGGACGAUGUGAAACGUGUCCCCAAAGCACAGUCCCCCUGUUUCGGGGAUGACGACCCGGCCAAAAGGGAGCCCCGGUUCCAGGAGAAACCAGACCGUCGGCACGAGCUGUACAAGGCCCACGAGUGGGCACGCGCUGUCCUUGCCAGCGACCAGGAGCAGGGCCGCAGGCUGCGGAGGACCAUGCUGGAGCUGGAGAGGCAAGGCCUGGAGGCCAUGGAGGAAAUCCUGGCCGGCCCCGCGCCCCCGGACCCCGCCGAGGUGGGGGACCUGUUCUAUGACUGCGUGGACACGGAGAUCAAGUUCUUUAAGUGA
Molecule: messenger RNA, 1245 nt
Organism: Eptesicus fuscus (big brown bat)
Lineage: Eukaryota; Metazoa; Chordata; Mammalia; Chiroptera; Vespertilionidae
Gene: SCRN1
Product: secernin 1
Exons: 7
Coding region: 1-1245 (414 amino acids)
Biological process (GO): proteolysis
Molecular function (GO): cysteine-type exopeptidase activity; dipeptidase activity
Source: RefSeq, a predicted model, not a curated record